Molecule: messenger RNA, 2791 nt
Organism: Arachis duranensis
Lineage: Eukaryota; Viridiplantae; Streptophyta; Magnoliopsida; Fabales; Fabaceae
Product: microtubule-associated protein 70-2
Biological process (GO): cytoskeleton organization
Molecular function (GO): microtubule binding
Source: RefSeq, a predicted model, not a curated record
UGAGCAUGAUGAUGAUGAGAGAGAGAGAGAGAGAGUGCUUAGUUUAGUUUAGUUAAGUUAAUAGUUACUGACUGUGUUUCUCUGUCACUCAGUAUUGGUCUGCUUAACAGCACCACCAUGCUCUGAUCACUCAGGUUUAUAUAUUUAUUUAAUCAAUCAGUCACACACUUUCGCUUUCUCUUAGCUCUAAACUAAACAUAAACAUAAUAACAAAAAGAGAAAAAGAAAAAUUAAAAUAAAGCCCAGAUUUAAAAUCUCAAUCUAGAGAGAGAAACAAGCAUAAAAAUUAUGAAACCAUCUCUCUCCCAGUUUCUCUCUCUAAAACCACCGUUCUCAUUUCUUCUCCUUCUCCUCAAUCUCAGUGCUUCAGCAUUCUAUCUCUUUCUCCCUCUAUAUAUCUCUGCAUCUGCGUGUCUUUGGAUCUAGCUGAGUACGAGCAUUUGGAUGUGAAGUUGUGAGAGAGAGAAAGCGAAAGUAAGAGAGUGUGUGGUUUUGGUUUCGGUUAGAUCGGAGAUGGCGGAUUUUUCCGGCGAUUCUGGAGCGGAGGCGGGUGCGGCGGUGACGCCGGCGCCAUUGACGGUGUCGGCGUCGUUCAAGGAAGGGAAGAGCUCGUCGAGGAGGAGAGCUUCGAUGAGGCCGAGCCUGGAUGCGGACGAGUUCAUGAACCUGCUGCACGGUUCGGAUCCGGUGAAGGUGGAGCUCAAUCGGCUCGAGAAUGAAGUUAGAGAUAAGGACAGAGAGUUAUCAGAAUCUCAAGCCGAGAUCAAAGCCUUGAGGCUUUCUGAACGGCUCAGAGAGAAGGCCGUUGAAGAGCUUACUGAAGAAUUAUCGAAGGUCGAGGGGAAGCUGAAGUUAACAGAAUCUCUACUAGAAAGCAAAAAUCUUGAAAUAAAGAAAAUCAAUGAUGAGAAAAAGGCAUCAAUGGCAGCUCAGUUUGCCGCUGAGGCCACUCUCCGAAGGGUUCAUGCAGCUCAGAAGGAUGAUGACAUGCCUCCUAUAGAAGCUAUUCUUGCUCCUCUGGAGGCUGAACUCAAGCUUGCACGCCAAGAGAUUGCUAAACUCCAAGAUGAUAAUAAAGCUUUAGAUCGUCUUACCAAAUCUAAAGAAGCAGCACUUCUGGAAGCUGAGAGGACUGUCCAGGUUGCCUUGGCUAAAGCUUCCAUGGUGGAUGAUCUCCAAAAUAAAAAUCAAGAGCUAAUUAAGCAGAUUGAGAUUUGCCAGGAAGAGAAUAAAAUUCUGGACAAAAUGCAUAGACAGAAGGUGGCAGAGGUUGAAAAGCUUACCCAGACUGUAAGGGAGCUUGAAGAGGCUGUCCUUGCUGGUGGUGCAGCUGCAAAUGCUGUGAGAGAUUAUCAGCGGAAAGUUCAAGAAAUGAAUGAGGAAAGAAAAACUCUCGACCGAGAGUUAGCUCGUGCCAAGGUAACUGCAAACAGAGUAGCUGUGGUGGUGGCAAAUGAAUGGAAAGAUGCUAACGACAAAGUCAUGCCUGUCAAACAAUGGCUUGAAGAAAGAAGAUUCUUGCAGGGAGAGAUGCAGCAACUUCGAGAUAAGCUCGCUAUAGCUGAGCGCACGGCAAAGUUUGAAGCCCAGUUAAAAGAAAAAUUUCAAUUACGGCUUAAAGUGCUACAAGAGAGUUUGAGAGAAACACCUAACAGUAUUAAUCGCGGAACCCCAGAGGCUAGAAGUGCUAGUAAUGGGCCUUCUCGACGCCAAUCCCUAGGUGGAGCUGAUAACAUCUCAAAACUGACUUCUAAUGGGCUUUUAUCAAAGAGAACAUCAUCCUUUCAAAUGAGGUCCUCUGUGUCCUCCAGCACAGUCUUGAAACAUGCUAAAGGCACAUCUAAAUCUUUUGAUGGUGGUACAAGGUCACUUGAAAGGAGUAAAAUUCUUCUAAAUGGAAAACCUCCUAGUUAUUCAUUCAACCAGUCUUCUGAAGGAACCAAGGAGAAAGAGGAAAAUGAUAACUGGAAAGGAAGUUCAGAUGAUAAGCCAAAUGAGUUCCCAGCGGUAGACACAGAGGAUAGUGUUCCAGGAAUUCUGUAUGAUUUGUUGCAGAAAGAAGUCUUAGCCUUAAGGAAAGCUGGUCAUGAGAAAGAUCAAAGCCUAAAAGAUAAAGACGAUGCCAUUGAGGAGCGUGACACGGGGUGGAUUAACACGCAGCACGCAAUAGCAAUAGGUCUAUUGCAGUGGCACUGAGGAGUGAACUUUCUCAUAUUAUCAUUCUUCUGGCCUUCUCUGUUGAUUUUUUCUUUUUUAAAAAAAUCUUUUACUUUGCCUUUUCCCCCUCAAUUUGAUUACAAGAUUGUAACUGGCAUGCCAACGACCAUUGUUCCCUAUAUCGGCCAUGGAUUGAGAGUUAGAAAAGAAUUUAAGGAAUGGGUAUGCAUCUGACCUAGAAUGUUGUAUUGCAUAGAGAGAGUGAGAUCGGCUAAGAAGGCAGGCAAAGGAAGACAAUUAACAUGGAGCUAACCUUCAGCUUUUCUUUGAGUGGUUGUGUGGUUGUUGUAUAGCUAGAUCCUUUCUGCAGUUGAUAUUUGUGAUACGCAGAUAGUGUGAUUGUGUUGGUUCGAGUUUGUUAAUAUCCUUUGUACUCAUCAAGAUCUAAGCUUAUGGUUGUGUCAUACAUUCAUAGUUUCAACUUCAUAAUAUUUUCUUGUUUGAUUGAAAGGCGCAUUGUUGCCUCUACACUUGUUUCUCCGUUCUUGAUAGCUCGAGGGUACUGUUCGAGUCCGUUGUACCUCCAGCUCCAAUCUUGUCCAACGAUGUGAUUUAAUUUAAAUCUUUUGAUCAA